AUGUAUAUCCAUCGAGACCGUGAACAAGCUAGUUUUCGGCUUUUCACGGAUUAUUUCCCUAGAGAUCCUCGAUGGAGUGAUCAGAUGUUCCGCCUUUGGAUCCGGAUGCGGAGGCCUUUAUUCCUGCGCAUCGUCAAUACAGUUGUUGCUUGUGACUCGUAUUUCAUGCAAAGCAUCGAUGCUAUCGGGUGGCAAAGUAUAUCGACUUUGCAGAAUCACACAUUCGCCCUACGCCAACUCGCUUACGGAACGACUGCAGAUAUGUUUGAUAGGUACCUCCAUGUGAGCGAGCAAACUGGACGCGAUUGCCUAGCUAGAUUCUGUCGGGCAGUGGUCGAAGCAUUCAAGAAUACAUACUUGAGAAAGCCAACGACCGACGAUGUUUGCAAGUUGGUAAACAUGCACGAGCAGACCCACGGCUUCCCGGGGAUGCUGGGCAGCAUCGACUGUAUGCACUGGCAGUGGAAGAAUUGUCCAAUGGCUUGGAGAGGACAAUACACUAGCGGGCACAAGGGCACACAUCCAACGAUUGUGUUGGAGGCCGUUGUCAACCAACGAUUGUGGAUCGGGCAUGCCUACUCUGGUGUCACUGGGUCGAACAACGACCUUAAUGUGUUGAACGAGUCUCCAUUGUUCAACGACUUGUGUGUUGGGCGAGCGUCGAACGUAGAGUUCACGGCCAACAACCGUCGGUACAGUAUGAGGUACUAUCUGGCAAAUGGGAUCUACCCUCGAUGGGAUGGCCCGUGUUCAUGA
Salvia hispanica is the source of this 756-nucleotide messenger RNA. RefSeq lists its product as uncharacterized. NCBI's taxonomy places the organism in Eukaryota, Viridiplantae, Streptophyta, Magnoliopsida, Lamiales, Lamiaceae. The record is from RefSeq and is a predicted model, not a curated record.